AUGGUCAAAGCCGUGAAUAUCUCACACGAAGCGGAGCAGCUGUUCCAGCCCUAUAACUUCGAGAUGUUCCAGGACAUAAGACCCUUUUUGGAAGAAUAUUGGGCAACCUCAUUCCCCAUAGCUCUGACCUACCUGCUGCUCAUCUUUGUGGGGCAGAACUACAUGAAGGCGCGAAAGGGCUUCAACCUGCAGCGGCCUCUAAUCUUCUGGUCCUUCUGCCUUGCAAUCUUCAGUAUCCUGGGGGCAGUGAGGACGUGGAGCUACAUGGGAACUGUGCUACUUAAGAGGGGCCUAAAGAACACUGUGUGCUUCUGCCUCUUCACUGAGAAUUCCACAGUCAAAUUCUGGUCCUGCCUCUUUGUUCUCAGCAAGAUCAUUGAACUCGGAGACACAGCCUUCAUCAUCCUGCGUAAGCGGCCACUCAUCUUUGUGCACUGGUUCCACCACAGCACAGUGCUAGUGUAUGCAAGCUUUGGAUACAAGAACAAAUUGCCUGCAGGUGGCUGGUUCAUGACCAUGAACUUUGGUGUGCAUGCCAUCAUGUACACUUACUACACUCUGAAAGCUGCCAAUAUGAAGCCCCCCAGGAUGUUUGCCAUGCUGAUCACCAGCCUUCAGAUCCUGCAGAUGUUUAUAGGAGCCAUUGUUGGCAUCCUGACUUACAUCUGGAGGCAGGAACCAGGAUGCUAUACCACGACAGAACACUUCUUCUGGUCCUUAAUCUUGUAUACGACCUAUUUCAUUCUCUUCGCCCACUUCUUCCGCCAAUCCUACAUCAGGCCCAAGGUCGAAGCCAAGACCAAGAGCCAGUGAAGUGUUGGAAAGAAAGACAAAGCUCCAAGCUCUCUCUUUCCCAGGGCACUAAGGGGCUGGGCUUAGGCUUAAGAGAAUGAUUAGGGUGACUUACUUGCAUGGUUUCCCCAUAGGAUGUGUGUCCCAAGGUGGUAGGAAGUUAUGACAGACAAGACGCAUCACCCCUGGGAUGGGGGUGUGGUCUGGUACUUUGAUGUUUCUGUUUUUAAUGUGAAGGCCAAGCAGGCCCUGGGAUGAGGGUGCGACUGAGGAGGAUCCCCAGAUCUGAGUUAUUUAUAUUUCUAUCCAGAAAUCUUUCUUCUUCUUGCUCUUGUUUUUUAAAUUAAAGAUUUCAAGAAGAUUUUGGGGAUUUGGGGAAGAAGGGGCUGCUGUGAUGGGAAAAGGCUGCUGGCAGUGGAGUGACCAGCAGGUGGGAAGCCUGACGAUGUGUGAAAGGAUGAGAGGCACAUACAAA
This is a messenger RNA of Cynocephalus volans (Philippine flying lemur), 1267 nucleotides long. It is a transcript of the gene ELOVL3, whose product is annotated as ELOVL fatty acid elongase 3. The record is from RefSeq and is a predicted model, not a curated record. Gene Ontology annotation, cellular component: endoplasmic reticulum; endoplasmic reticulum membrane. Lineage: Eukaryota; Metazoa; Chordata; Mammalia; Dermoptera; Cynocephalidae. Gene Ontology annotation, biological process: sphingolipid biosynthetic process; fatty acid elongation, monounsaturated fatty acid; fatty acid elongation, polyunsaturated fatty acid. Gene Ontology annotation, molecular function: fatty acid elongase activity. The coding region runs from base 1 to 813 and encodes 270 amino acids. The transcript has 4 exons.